Messenger RNA from Monascus purpureus, 201 nucleotides. The record is from the annotation of a GenBank genome assembly. NCBI's taxonomy places the organism in Eukaryota, Fungi, Ascomycota, Eurotiomycetes, Eurotiales, Aspergillaceae.
AUGUUCUCCUGCGUCAAUUAUCCCCGUGGCUGCCGUGGCCGCGUUAACAUUGAAGGCACCAAGUGCGCAGACUGUGUUGCACUCAAACUGCGCCGCCCAUCAUCUCCAUCGCCCUUUGCACAGCCCAGAGACUACCGGAGGGCACUACCGUCGGAGAUCUUGGGAAGCUCCCCGUACAAGGAGCCCAGCAUGCAGUUCUAA